AUGGCUUUGAAACUGACGCAUUUAGCCGCGCCAGCGUCGUUUCUAGCCACCCUGCUCGUUCUCCAACUCCUCGCAACAGUUGUGUCCGUCCCGACCACGGUUCCGUCCGAUACAUCAAAACUGGACGCGUGGAUUAAGAGCAACAUGAGAGAGUACAAGGACGUCUCAGCAACCAAGUCUAUAGACCAGGCCCUCCUCAUUGCUGAGAAGAAGGAUAAUGUCAAGGUGAUCAGGGUCAAAAAAGACGGUACCGGAGACUUCAAGACCAUAACCGACGCCGUCAAGAGCGUCCCUUCAGGAAAUACGAAGCGAGUGAUUAUAAAGAUUGGUCGGGGUGAGUACAAGGAGAUGGUAAAAAUUGAUAGGUCGAAGCCGUUCAUCACCUUUUAUGGGGAACCGGGCAACAUGCCCAGGAUAUCGUACGACGGUACCGCCAAGAAAUACGGCACAUGGUACUGCGCCACGGUGGCAGUCGAGUCUAACUACUUCGUGGCCGUCAAUAUUGCCUUCGUGAAUUCAGCCCCAGCUCCAGAUCCUCGAAGGAAUGAUCAACAGGCUGUGGCAAUGAGGAUAUCAGGGGACAAGGCAGCAUUCCACAAUUGCAAGUUCAUAGGGUACCAAGACACCUUAUGCGAUGACGUCGGCAGGCAUUUCUUUCGAGACUGCUACAUCCAAGGCACUGUCGAUUUCAUAUUUGGAAAUGGAAAAUCCGUCUACUUGAACACCACGAUAAAUUCGGUUGCAAAGGGUUUGGGUGUGAUAACAGCACAAGCAAGGGAAAAGGUUGAUGAUGUGAGCGGAUUCACAUUCAUCUACUGCAAGAUCAUCGGCACCGGCGAUACAUACCUUGGCCGCGCAUGGAGGAAGAUGCCUAGGGUGGUGUUUGCUUUUACAGAGAUGGGUACUCUCAUCAACAGUAAAGGGUGGUCUAAUACUGCAAGCGGUCAGGCCAAACAGGGCAUGUAUUAUGGAGAGUACAAGUGCAAGGGACCAGGAGCAACCCCCGCCGGCCGAGUCAAAUAUGCAAAGAUUCUAUCCGAUGCGGAAGCAGCACCCUUCUUGAGCAUGACUUUUAUCCAAGGAAACAAGUGGAUUCUCGCACCUCCCAAGCUGUGAGCGUUAAGUAUUAUAUUAUAGACCCAAGGGCCAAGGCUAGGCAAUCCACAUCUUUAUAUGGCAAGGAUGGAUGUACUGA
Messenger RNA from Alnus glutinosa, 1195 nucleotides. RefSeq names its product putative pectinesterase 63. The record is from RefSeq and is a predicted model, not a curated record. Gene Ontology annotation, biological process: cell wall modification. Lineage: Eukaryota; Viridiplantae; Streptophyta; Magnoliopsida; Fagales; Betulaceae. Bases 1 to 1116 code for a protein of 371 amino acids. The transcript is spliced from 4 exons. Gene Ontology annotation, molecular function: pectinesterase activity.